AUGGACUCGGAUGGCCGCACCAAGGCCUACAAGUUUGUCGCCUACACGGCUGUCAGCUUCUCCCUCGUCGCUGUCCUCUCCGUUGUUUGCACUUUGCCCAUGGUGUACAACUACGUGUCCCAUGUCCGUCGUCAGAUGCAGCACGAGCUCUCUUUCUGCAAGGGAUCAGCCCGUGACAUCUUUGAUGAAGUCAACCAUAUGAAGCAUGCUGCUCAAGUCCAUCGCAAUCGUACCACCCGUCAGGCUGGUGGAUAUGGAGCUCCCCUUGUGAACCCUGAGCCUGCGUUUACUUGUGAGGGUUGCUGCCUUCCUGGACCCGCUGGAGCUCAAGGAGCUCCUGGACGUCCUGGAAAGCCUGGACGCCCUGGAGCCCCGGGAUCCCCAGGAGCCCCUGGAAAACCACCACUUGCUCCAUGUGAUCCAACCACUCCACCACCAUGCAAGCCAUGCCCACAAGGACCUGCUGGACCACCUGGAGCUCCUGGAGCUCCUGGAGAUCCGGGAGAGGCUGGAACCCCUGGACGCCCUGGAUCCGAUGCUUCACCUGGACUUCCUGGACCCCGUGGACCACCCGGAUCAGCUGGAGAGGCUGGAGCUCCUGGACCAGCUGGAGAACCAGGAAUCCCCGCCCAAAGCGAGCCACUCACCCCUGGACAGCCCGGAGAGCCUGGAGAUCAAGGACCAACUGGACCACCUGGACCACCUGGAGGCCCUGGAAUGGAUGGACCGCCUGGACCUGCUGGACCAAAAGGAGCUCCUGGACCCGACGGACCCCCUGGAUCCGAUGGAGGAGCAUCUUCUUCGAAGACGGAACUCGUCGUUAAGAAGAUCUUCUCACAUAAACUUCUCACUCUCUACAGGUCGAUCAUCAACUCAAUGCCGUAUGAGUCAAAGAUCGAUCAACGCAAAUUCUACGUGAAGAACAUUCCCGAAAACUGGGAUGAGUGGAAUCUAUUUGCGGCUUUCUUUCAAUUCGGUCUUGUCGACGAUGUGAAUUUGGGAUCAGCGAUUCAUGGAGGAUUUAAAUAUGGAUUUGUUGGGAUGAUUGAGUUCGAGGGAGCGGAUAAAGUUCGAAAGGCGCUUGUCAAUGGUCGACUGAAUGUGAAUGGAGCUUGUCUUAUCAUGAAGUCACAGUACAAGAAAAACGAAGAGCAAGAGAACGAAAAUGGAAAGAAAACGAAAACCACCAAAGCAAGAAGCGAUUCUUCAAAGCCAAGUGUUUCAUCUCAUCGAAUUUCCUUUAAAAUCCCUUAUGGAGAUCUUCCAGUUGGAAAUAAGGAAAUUCAAAUCACAAUUGCUCAAACACCCGACGAUUUUGUGGAAAUCGCUGAUCGUCUCAUUUUCUUUACUCGAAUGAUGCAUCAAGAUGAGAGAUAUGAAGCUAUGCAAAAGAAGUUAAAUGUUUAUGUAAUGUCUUGUCCUUCGGAUGGAGCUUUGGCUGAAGAAGGAGACUCGGUGAUCGUUCUUUAUCAAGAAAACGCCGUUCGUGGCCGAGUGAUUGCAAAGGGAGAUGAGGCACGAGUAUAUUUAGUGGAUCUUGGAUUUGAGGUUUCAAGGAAAAACCUCUGGCUGAUCAAGGACAACGCAGCUCACGCGGCUCUCGGUUUCCAUCUACCACAACAAGUAAUCGAAUGUGAGCUGAUCGGUGUCAAGUUCAGCUCAAAAAAUGACUUGGAAACGGCUCGAUUGAUGCUUAAAAAGUUCAUGACAUCGAAUUCAAAGCUAGAGCUUCGGGCGAUUCAUCGAGAGUUCCGCGGAUCGACAAAUCUCAUUCAAAUGAUCGUCGAAUACAAUGAUAACAUUCACGAGAUCCAGGAUUUCGCAGGAGUGCUUGCUGAAAGAGGCUUGUGUGUCUAUGAACAACCACAAGAAGUCUUUCGCUACACAAAAGAGGAGCUCAUAGCAUUGCGAGAGGCUAUGGGCCCAAUUGAAAAUGAGCCACUCGAAGAGAUUUUCCAAGGCGCCAUGGUGAAGCUGAUAGUUAAA
Molecule: messenger RNA, 1986 nt
Organism: Mesorhabditis belari
Lineage: Eukaryota; Metazoa; Nematoda; Chromadorea; Rhabditida; Rhabditidae
Source: the annotation of a GenBank genome assembly